This is a messenger RNA of Arabis nemorensis, 627 nucleotides long. The record is from the annotation of a GenBank genome assembly. NCBI's taxonomy places the organism in Eukaryota, Viridiplantae, Streptophyta, Magnoliopsida, Brassicales, Brassicaceae.
AUGACUCUCUCAAAACAAGUCUUCCCUUUACUCCUCUUCUCCCUUUUCAACUUCCCUCUCUUGCACGCCUCUAACCCCAGAAAAUGUUCUUCUUAUUAUGAUUCACUUAGAUGUGGACGCUUCGAAGACCCCAUCCGUUUCCCUUUUUGUGGCCACACGGGAUUCAAUCUCCACUGCACCRAUCUCAAUAAGACAGUCCUAGAGCUUCCUAUGUCUGGAAUAUUUCUUGUGGAUGAAAUCAAGUACGCGAAGCAGCAGAUUUUAAUCAACGACCCUCGAAAGUGCUUGGUUAAACGGCUUUUAACAUUCAAUAUUUCAGGAACUCCUUUCUCUCAUCGCCUCAAUGUUGACUACACUUUCUUGACCUGUCCUAAGGAGGUGGUGAUGCCGUCUUGGUAUCCGCCCAUUCCUUGCCUAAGCAAUUCUACCUUUUCAUUCUUUGCAACGUCUAAUUUGGCUCUAGCAAACUCGAUGCUGCCUUCUUACCAAGUCGUGAAGAGAGUAGAUGUUCCGGCUAGUUGGCUGUUUCAAGAAUCUAUAUUUUCUAGUUCCAUCAACUAUGCAAGCCUCUUGCUGGAAUGGGACUCGCCGAAUUGCAAAAGUUGUGGAAUGGCUAACAUGAGAUGA